AGUAUCAGAGUAGCUGCGGUGUUGACGUCUUUUCCCCUGAUCACACUUUAUCUCACUAUGGCGGAUAACAUUAAAGAAUUAAACGAAGUUAUCCGAAAAGGGCGCGCUGUUGCUGCAACCCUCGAAGAUAUUCAUGACCGCACUCAAUUGGAUGCUUUCGUUAAAAAAGGCCACACUGCAAAACUGGACGUGGGUCAAAUCGUCAAAGAAGGACAAACUAUUAUUGAAAUCCUUGACUAUGAGAGUUCAAGAAAUCAUCUGAAUCAUGUUCUAAAAGAAUCCAUAGAGCUGCUUGGAAAGGCAAACCAAAAUGGUCCAAAGGCGAAGAAAAGAAGGAUCCAGUCCAACGGUAGAGUCAGAUGUAAAUUGAGAAAGAAGUCAUGUCCACAACAAGCAAAGCCUUCUACUUCACACGAUUCAAGACUCAAAUCAAGGGCAUGUCCAGAGCCAACAGAACGUCGUCAAGACCAGGGUCCAGUUCAUGAUUCUCUUCUACAUGAGUUGCAAGAGCUUCUGUCAGCUGUUAGUUGUAACCUCCGUUCUGAGGGAACCCCACAUUCAGCAUCAAUGCAUUGGGGCACACGGACAGCAGCUUCACCAGAGAGAUGGGGGGAGGCCAGACCCUCUUUAAUCAACAACAGGCUUGCAACAGAGCAGAUCGAGGGACAGCUGUGUUUGGAGUGUAAGGCAAAGGUGGCAGUGGUCAAGUGCAAAGACUGUUUGCCUAAGCAGUAUACCUGCAUCAACUGUGACUGUGCUAUACACCGCACACAAGUAUUCCACAACAGGAGCACCAUGAUGUCAGGGUUCCACAAGGCUGUACCUCCCACCACAGUGGUGAAGCAGGACUCUGAUGGGCAAUACUUUCACCAUCAUGAAGAUCAAAUAUUACCUAUGGCACUACCAAAUUCAAUAUGCAGUUGUGGGGAAGAAAAGUACAGUGUUGGAAAAGCGAGGUCCAUUACUGUAAUCAACAUGAAGGGUCGCUAUGAACUGUCAUUGCCCCAUCUUCACUGUGAGAAAUGCAGAGAAACAUGGGUACCAGGUGUGUUAGAAAUGCAGAAGAGUGGCUACUGGCCUGCAACCAUGAACUUUUGCACCAUUUAUGAUGAGGAAGUCUUCAUGUCCUUCAAAGACUUGAAAAUGGCUGCUCCAGGACUGUCGCGUUUAGCAUUCAUAAGAAUGCUUGACAUGAAGACAGUGCACUACGGCAGAAAUGGCACCUUAUGUGGUGAUACAUUUUUGAAGAGCUUUUUCGAGUGGUCCAUCUGCCUUUAUGAGGUUGACAAGAUCUGCGGUGACCAACAUUUCAUGUGCCCAGCUUGUACCCCUCUAAUGCUGGCAGUUGCUGUGGAUGGCAACCGAAAACUUCAUCGCUUUAAAAAGGCGGGGAAUUCAGAGGACUCUGGCUACUUCGAAGGGUUGUUUCUUUGCAAAGAUGAUGAUGUUUCCUCUUUUGUUCAAUAUAUACGCAGAAAAGUGCAACACGUUGGGGGCAAGGGUGUUUGUGGAUCUGCGGAGUUCACAGCCUCUAAAGAGUUUUCCAGAAAGACCAGCAGUAAAUUGGAUGAGGAGGGAAUUGAAGUCGGUGUCUGUAGGCAUGGUGUUCUUUUGAGGGCACUCAAUAUGUUCAGAGGAGAGAUCUAUGCAUAUCCUUUGUACCUACAGAAAGAGCUCUGGACAGAAAAUGCAACUUUCUUUUGUGCUGACAUCAUGUGCAAAUACUGGCCAUACUUGAAAAAAGUUUGCCAGGCCUGCCCGGAACUGAGACAUCUUCUGAACAUGAAACCAUUCCUUUCAGUUAUGCACGCAAAAGUUCAUGGUGUAAAAUGUGAGAUCAAAUGGAGUGGAAGUUUUCAAAAGGGUGCUGCAUAUACCAUGGGGGAAGAAGUAGAACAAGCUAAUAGCUUUUUAUCAAGAAUUGGUAUAAGCACUAAGUUUAUGUCCAAAGCAGGACGAACAGAUUUGCUGACAUUGCAGUGUAUGGGGUGGAACAAAAUGAAGACUCAAAAUAUGUGCCAAACUAUUUGCACAAGAUACCAAAAGACCCAGCAGAAUCUAAAAAAAGAGACCGAAAGCCUACAAGACAUGAAAAAAGAACUGUGUGUAGAAGAUGGUGUACUGCAUCAGUGGGUCACAGAUGUACAGGAGUGGGCCCACACUACAACUGUAGGAGACAGUGAUGCUGCAAUUCAGCCAAUAAGGAACACAAUCGAAGAAUUAUCUUUGUGCAUUAAACAACGGCAGCAUCGUCUUUACAGACACACUGCCACAAACAAAGGACGCAAUAAAAUAAGAAGAAAAAUUAAUGAGGAGAGAAAAAAGCUGGCUUCUUCCAUUGAUGCCCUUGUUGACCCCUCCUUUAAGAUAGUGUCCAUUGAAGAGGUCCUUCAAAAUGACUUGGUUUUCCCCUGGCAGCUAACAGAGCAAGAUGAUGUCAACCUCUUGACAAAGAAGAAAGUCUUUGACAAGGUAAUGCUGAUUCAACGAUUAGAGGAAGAACAGACUGUCCUUGUUCAAGAGGCAAAGCAGCACUGGCUUUUUCUAAGAAGUCAGGAACACAAACUGAACAGUUUGCUUGAUACCAUCAUUUCAGGUGAAUGCGAAUAUCCUAGCUGGGCAGAACCUUCGGUAGCCCUUUACUCAAGCAGUACCGAUCUGAGCUCUGAUGAAGACGAUACAUUUCUGCUGUAG
Messenger RNA from Triplophysa rosa, 2694 nucleotides. RefSeq lists its product as uncharacterized. The coding region runs from base 58 to 2694 and encodes 878 amino acids. NCBI's taxonomy places the organism in Eukaryota, Metazoa, Chordata, Actinopteri, Cypriniformes, Nemacheilidae. The transcript has 17 exons. The record is from RefSeq and is a predicted model, not a curated record.